AUGUCUACCACCGAACUUCCCCAAAAGCUGGGCGAAGGCUCUGAUCUCCAAGACCGGAUUAGUUUCCCCACCUUCGCCGACUGCCCGCAGCUAAGAGACUACAACGACGACCGGUAUUUCACUUCAUCUGGGUCGUAUCUUCGGCAUUGGUGUUUUCUAGGCGAAAUUACUGGCAUCGCUACGUUUUCAAGACUGGUUCUAGAUGUCAAGGAUACCGCCUCUCGGGAGGAUACGCGUGUCGCAUGCUACGACAACGAUGGCGGGAUGAGCUUUAUGAGGAGAGCGCGACCUCCCAAAGUCGGGGAUACCGUUGCAGUGUUGUAUGCCCAAACCAAAGCAUUCUUAGAUGGAUCCAUUGGCAUACGGGUAGAAUAAACCAGGUGCAUCAAGGUA
This is a messenger RNA of Phanerochaete carnosa HHB-10118-sp, 393 nucleotides long. RefSeq lists its product as uncharacterized. The transcript has a single exon. The record is from RefSeq and is a predicted model, not a curated record. The coding region runs from base 1 to 375 and encodes 124 amino acids. Lineage: Eukaryota; Fungi; Basidiomycota; Agaricomycetes; Polyporales; Phanerochaetaceae.